Momordica charantia (bitter melon) is the source of this 2301-nucleotide messenger RNA. RefSeq names its product basic helix-loop-helix (bHLH) DNA-binding superfamily protein (gene TT8). The record is from RefSeq and is a predicted model, not a curated record. Lineage: Eukaryota; Viridiplantae; Streptophyta; Magnoliopsida; Cucurbitales; Cucurbitaceae. Gene Ontology annotation, molecular function: protein dimerization activity.
CAUGGGACAUCACAUCUUUUAUAUUAAUUCUGUAUUAUUUUAUUUAUGGUCCCCUAUUUCUAUUACCUAUAGGCUGUAGAGUUGAAUUAUAAGCCCUGCGGAGCCCCCGCGCCGGCGUGAUCGGUAUCUCACAUCUCACAUGGAGGAGAAAGGCAUGGAAGGGUUGGAGUUGAAGGGGAAGUUGCAGUUGGCGGCGCAAUCCGUGGAAUGGAGCUACUGUGUGGUGUGGCGAUUGUGCACUGAGCGAGGGGCGUUGGUGUGGGGAGAUGGGUUCUACAACGGACCCAUAAAGACCACCAAGACGCUGCACUCGACGCCCACGCCCACGCCCUCUCCCUCUCCCUCUCCCUCUGAUCUUCACGCUCUCAGAACCCAUCAGCUUAGGGAUCUCUACCACUCCUUAUCCACCGGCACCCCUUCUCCCUCCGCCGCCCUCUCCCCGGAGGACUUGACCCACUUGGAGUGGUUCUAUUUGCUCUGCAUCUCUUUCUCUUUUCCUCCGGGAAUCGGAUUGCCUGGAAACGCAUUUUCCAACAACGAACACGUCUGGAUUACAGCUGCCAAUCAGAUUCACACCAAAAUUUUCUCCAGAGCUCUUCUUGCUAAGAGUGCUCGYAUAAAGACGGUGGUUUGCAUUCCUCUCAUGGAUGCUGUGGUUGAACUCGGCACCACUAAUAAGGUCAAAGAAGACAUUGGGUUCGUACAACAUAUCAAAUCUAUCUUCGCAGAAACUCAGUCCGUAGCACCAAAACCAGCAGUAGCACUCUCUGAGCUCUCCACCUCCAACUCAGCUUCCACUUCCUUGGAGCACUACUGUUGUAACAUUAUCCGAAGACAAGAGGAUGACAGUCCUUCCAGCGUAGGUGUGGGCGAACCAAGCAAGUCAAUGCAACUUGAGCUAUCUGAACACAUCCCACUUGGCUCUGCCUCACCUGAUAAUGAUGYCUCCAACAAUACUUAUUUUGAUGCACAUUUCCACCCUCUCCCUAACUCAGGACACCUCCUCAACAACUUUGACUUUGAGUACCGUCCACCGCUUAAACACCCACCUCCUCCAGCAGCGGCAAUGGCAAUGCUGACAGAGGAAGACACCCGUUACUCCAGCACAGUCUCAGCCAUCCUCCAAAACCAGAACCAGUCCAUAUCCUCCGCCGCCAACCUCACUUGCUCCAUCCAAUCAGCCUUCUCCGAGUGGAAUCGCCGCUCAGAUGUUCACCAUGUUCCCCUGGAAAGCACUAGCACUUGCACAUCCCAAUGCCUACUCAAGCACAUUUUACACAUUGUGCCCUUCCUUCAUGCCAAACAUCACCAUCACCAAAAUCCAUCUAAAUCCUGUGAUGGUCGAUGGCAGAAGGGGACGUCACAAGACCAGCUCAGCGGAAACCAUUUUCUUGCCGAGACACUCUGCCACCCUGAAAACCUCCACCACAAGUUUUUCAUCUUAAGGUCGAUUCUACCUUUUGCCACCAAAAUGGACAAAGUCUCUAUUUUGGGGGAUACGGUGGAGUACCUGAAACAACUUCGUCAGAAAAUCCAGGAUUUAGAAGCUCAAAAUCGAGAAUUGGAGAUCACUAAGAGGUCCGGUUUUGAACAGUUACAAAGGAAUGCAGCAGCAUAUCAGACUCGAUACGAUCAACCAUGUUCAGACAAAAGAAAGUUGAGGAUUUUGGAGGGUGUUGGGGAUGGAUGUAUAAAGCACAAAGUGCUCAACUCACCAACCUCACUAGAUUCCAAUUUGCAGGUUUCAAUAAUAGGAAGUGAGGGAUUGUUGGAGCUCCACUGCCCAUACAAGGAAGGAUUGUUGCUGGAUAUCCUGCUCAUUCUCCAAGGGCUUCGGAUUGAGACCACRACAGUAUGCUCAACCUUGAGUCAUGGAGUUUUUAUAGCUGAGCUACGGGCCAAGGUGAAGGAGAAUGCGGAUGGGAAGAAAGCAAGCAUUUUGGAGGUGAAGAGGGCAAUACAACAAAUCAUACCUCGCACUGAAAAUUAGCAAAUACGUGCAUUCAGGAAAUUUUGGGCAAUGAAUCAAGGAUUAGCCGAGAAUCGAGGAUUCAAAAUUUUUGCAAGCCAUAAGUUCUCAUCCCUAUUACACAAAAAUAAAAUGUUACGAACUAGAUAAAGUAUGAGGUAAAAGGAGGAAUGCACACCUUAAAGUCAUUGUACCUUAAGGUCAUUGUAUUUUUUCUUCCUGUUGAGUAUGUAAUUAGCCUGCGUAUAGAUUAAGAAAUGCAAGACCCAUGUUUGAUACAUCUACACUCUACAUGCGUAUAAUAUAUUUUUCACGGUGAGGGUUGAUCGGUA